AUGGACAGACGCACUCCAUACACCCUGAGCGUUCUUGCGCCUAGUGAAAAUGGUGCUGAUGAGUCCAAGACCGCCAUUCAAAAUAAAUUAAAAGACUUUGUGCUCCAAUUCCAGCUCGACAAUGCAUUCAUCUAUCGGGAUCAGUUACGCCAGAAUGUGCUUGUGAAGCAAUACUAUUGCGACAUUGACAUUGCCCACCUUAUUUCCUUUAAUGAGGAGUUGGCGCACAAACUCACAACAGAGCCGGCCGAAAUAAUUCCCUUGUUCGAAUUGGCCCUCCAGGAUUGCACUCGUCGCAUCGUCUUCCCUGGUGAGAAAGACAUCACCCUUCCAUCCCACCAAUUGCUUCUCCACUCCUCAGCAUCGCACAUUUCCAUCCGCGACUUGAACGCCACCAACAUCUCUCAUCUCGUCCGCAUUCCUGGUAUUGUCAUCGGUGCUUCCACUAUCUCAUCAAAAGCGACCACCGUUCACAUUCGUUGCAAGAACUGCGACCAUAGUGAAAACAUCCGUGUUGAGGGUGGAUUUACCGGUUUGUCCCUCCCAAGACGUUGUGGACGCAGCAAGGAGCCUGGUGAUCAGCCUGGCGAGCAAUGCCCUCUUGACCCCUAUAUGGUACACCACGAAAAAUGCCAAUUUGUGGAUCAACAGGUUCUCAAGCUUCAGGAGGCCCCUGAUCAGGUGCCGGUGGGUGAGCUACCCCGCCAUGUCCUGAUUUCUGCAGACCGUUAUCUUGCAAACCGAGUUGUUCCCGGUUCGCGCUGUACCGUCAUGGGCAUCUUCUCGAUCUACCAGGCGAAGGGUGGCAAGAAGGAAGCUGCAGUGGCCAUUCGCAACCCCUACUUGCGUGCUGUGGGUUUGAACACCGAUGUGGAUCAGACUGCCAAGGGAAAUUCAGUUUUCUCGGAAGAGGAAGAGCAAGAAUUCUUGGAGCUGAGCCGCCGGCCUGACUUGUAUGAGGCUAUGGCUCGCAGCAUCGCUCCCUCUAUCUACGGAAAUGCCGAUAUCAAGAAGGCUAUUGUCUGCCUACUUAUGGGUGGCUCAAAGAAGAUUCUUCCUGAUGGAAUGAAGCUUCGUGGUGAUAUCAACGUUCUCAUGCUGGGUGACCCCGGUACCGCCAAAUCCCAACUGUUGAAGUUUGUUGAAAAGGCGGCUCCGAUUGCCAUCUACACCUCCGGAAAGGGUUCCUCGGCAGCUGGUUUGACUGCCUCUGUGCAGCGCGAUCACACCACGCGCGAGUUCUACCUGGAAGGUGGUGCCAUGGUUCUUGCAGACGGUGGUGUAGUCUGUAUUGAUGAGUUUGAUAAGAUGCGUGACGAAGAUCGUGUGGCUAUUCACGAGGCCAUGGAACAGCAAACCAUCUCCAUUGCCAAGGCUGGUAUUACAACCAUUCUGAACUCCCGAACAUCUGUUUUGGCCGCCGCCAACCCGGUCUUUGGCCGAUACGACGACCUGAAGACCCCGGGUGAGAACAUUGACUUCCAGACUACCAUUCUGUCACGUUUCGAUAUGAUUUUCAUUGUUCGAGACGAUCAUGAACGUGGCCGUGAUGAACGCAUUGCUCGUCACGUCAUGGGCGUUCACAUGGGAGGUCGUGGUGUGCAAGAGCAGGUCGAAGCCGAAAUCCCGGUCGACCAGAUGAAGCGUUAUAUCAGCUACUGCCGAAGUCGCUGCGCUCCUCGCCUUUCGCCCGAGGCCGCUGAGAAACUCUCUUCCUACUUCGUCUCCAUCCGAAAGCAAGUUCACCGAUCCGAGAUUGAGUCCAACACCAAGUCAUCUAUCCCCAUUACCGUGCGUCAACUCGAGGCCAUUGUUCGUAUCACCGAGUCUCUGGCGAAGUUGUCCCUCUCCCCCAUAGCCACUGAGGCCCAUGUUGAUGAGGCUAUCCGACUCUUCUUGGCGUCCACCAUGGAUGCUGUCACCCAGGGUGAUGGCCAGGGCAAUAAGGACCUCAUGCAGGAAGCAUCCAAGAUCGAAGACGAGCUCAAGCGUCGCCUACCUGUUGGCUGGAGCACCAGCCUGGCAACACUGCGUCGUGAUUUCGUUGAUAACAAGAAUUAUUCCGAGCAAGCUCUCAACCGAGCCAUCAUCGUGUUGCAGCGGAGGGAAGUAAUUCAGAUCCGCUCUGGUGGCUCCCAGAUCUACCGAAACACUGCAUGA
Molecule: messenger RNA, 2160 nt
Organism: Penicillium odoratum
Lineage: Eukaryota; Fungi; Ascomycota; Eurotiomycetes; Eurotiales; Aspergillaceae
Product: MCM DNA helicase complex subunit MCM5
Exons: 4
Coding region: 1-2160 (719 amino acids)
Biological process (GO): double-strand break repair via break-induced replication; DNA replication initiation; DNA replication
Cellular component (GO): nucleus; MCM complex
Molecular function (GO): 3'-5' DNA helicase activity; single-stranded DNA helicase activity; ATP binding
Source: RefSeq, a predicted model, not a curated record